CUCUCUCUCUCUCUCUCUCUCUCUCUCUCCCCCAUAUAGUGCUAUCAAAGUACAAUGUGUGUAUAACGGUUUAUGGUCACAGAGCGCAGCACACAAACACACACAGUGGAACAGUAACAGUGAAGGAACUUCCCGUUAGAAGAUGCAGAGUUUUGGGACAUGGACAGUAGCAGUAGCACUGGUGAUCAGUCUGAUGGGAGUACACACUAAACACCUGGUAGCUGAGAACACCCAUCUCCUGACCUCUGAAGAGCACAAGAUGGUCCUCAACCAGGGAAUGAAAGAGUACCCCAGGGAUUGCUAUGAGAUGUUGAUGGGUUCAGGGGGUCAGGCCAGAGAUGGAGUGUACUUGAUUCAGCCAGCUGACUACCCCAUCCUGGCCUACUGUGCCAUGCAAGAUGGUGGUUGGACCGUAGUGCAGCACAUCACGGUUAACAGCAGCGUGGACUUCGACCGCACCUGGGUCGAAUACAAGCAGGGUUUCGGGAUGCUGAAUGGUGACCACUGGCUGGGGAACGAACACCUCCACCAUCUCACCCGAGGGCCAGGACGCUACAAGCUGGGGGUCAAGCUGGUUGACAAAGAUGCCGUCGCCAAGAUUGGCGAGUAUGACCCUUUCAUGGUGGAGGACGAGCGGUCUGGGUUCAGGCUGCGUCUUGGUCUGUUCCAGGGCUCUGCCUUAGACGCUCUCACCCAGGACACAGAGAACUACCUGCAUGACAACCAGAGGUUUACCACCAAGGACCGAGACAAUGACAACUACUUCCAAAACUGUGCUAAGCUGGAGUUCCAGGGUGUGGCGGGAGGGGGCUGGUGGUACGACGCCUGUGCUGGGGCCAACCUCAACCGCAGGAACGUGAUCUACUGGCAGAAGGACUGCAACAAAGAGCACCUGUGUAAAUACGCCUGGAUGAUGGUAAAGCCCUCAGACACAGUAAAGGUGGUCCACACUGGGGACUGUAAGAAGGAUGAACUGUGAGUCUGUUGUCUGGAGAUUAGGUUGAUCCAUACCAUCUGUGGUUAUUCUAACGCAGUGGUUCUCAAAACAUUGUUUAUGUAAUAGAGACAAUAGUUCAACACAUUUAAUUCAGAAAUACAUAGAGACAUAUGAUCACAAAAUGCUGUAAAGGAAACAGUUCAGUAUCAACUGAUUUGUCACACUUUUUUUUUAAGUAAAAAAAAAAAAGCUAUAGUUAUUUUGGGGACUUCAUACACUUAAAUCUCUCCCUCUACCUUUCCCCCAAAACUGUAUGUCUAAAUGAUCACAGACCACAUUUUGUGGCCAUUAUAUCAUAGCUUAUUACACAUGUAAAACCACUUUUUCUGUAUUUAUUUACUCACCUAAUAUCACUGAACGAAUGUGUUGGUUGUUGGCACAAAAAACAAGAUAUACUGGAUGAAAAUAAGAUUCAAUCCAGUAAGUUUACAGUAGAUUUUCUGAUGACACAUUUGAUUAAAUAACUAGAUUUUAAGGUUUUUUGAUUGUUCUGGUCAAUUGAAAUUCUGUAAAUGUAAUGUCUAGCAAUGGGGACAUGAGAAUUAUACAGCACAGAAUGACCAAAACAAAAGCCUGUCUCCUGAGUACAGACAGAUGUUAAACACAUUCUAAUUAAUACAUGACACAGAACAGUGCAAGAAUCAAAGCCUACGGUCUCCCACUCUGUAUGGAUGUAAAUGUUGAGGGCUGUCACUGUACUGAGUGACUUAUAGUGACCCUGGACAGAUUAAAUCACUCCCUGAUAUGAUCCCAUGCUUAGGCCUGAACUGAACCCACUAUGAUUGAUUAAAGGCUAAUCCUUAUCUGACAAGUAAUUUGUCAGGUGUAUACUUUAUGCGGAAGUGUCCCAUAAACUAUUGCAUGAAAUCACGUGUUUUACACAGUUUAUGUGCAGAUUAAAGCUGCUGAGUUGAGAGUAAGACUAAUUGUUAAAUAGAAUUUGAUAUCGCAAACUCAGCAUUUACUUUAAUCAAAUCUCUUCCCCUCUGUUUCUGUGGUGUCUGGAUUCAUUUGGAUUGAGGGAUGAAUACAUGUGUACUGUAUAUGUGCUUGUGUAUUGGUGGAAAGAUUGGCUGUUGAAUGUUUGAUUAUUAGUAUCUGACAAAAGUCAAUGGUACAUGUGAACAAGGCUUUUGAUGAUCAGAGUGUACAAUCAUUUGUUAUCCAGCUCACUCUGAAAUCAAGUCAAGAACUGUGAUAGCCCUUAAAAUAAACACAAUGUAGUCUAACAUAAUGCCUAGAAAACAUUCACAACAUGUUUUUCUAUGAAAUAUCUCUAACUUU
Messenger RNA from Oncorhynchus kisutch (coho salmon), 2281 nucleotides. RefSeq names its product fibrinogen-related domain-containing protein. Lineage: Eukaryota; Metazoa; Chordata; Actinopteri; Salmoniformes; Salmonidae. Bases 143 to 979 code for a protein of 278 amino acids. The record is from RefSeq and is a predicted model, not a curated record. The transcript is spliced from 3 exons.